AGAAGAUCGACUUAUUGGAAAGUCGAAAGGCUUGUCGAAAGACGGGAAACAGAUGAAACGGUAAGUGUUUGGCCGUAGUGCCUGUCUUCGCACGUGAUCACUUGUGUUUAUAUAUUUUUAACUGAAUUCAGUGGAAAUCAGCACAGGCUUUUCUUUGCCUUUCAUUUAAUUAGGUAGAAUACUUGGUGCAAUGGAAGAGCUACUUGCCUUACGAAGCCUCGUGGGAGCCAGAGGAGGGUAUCUUGCCUCGAUGCGAGGAACUUUUCAACAGGCCAAGCCCGGACGUUGCAAUAAUUCCAGAAAAUGUGUGUUCUUUUAGGGUGGCUGUCGAACGGCACUUGAAAUCGCGGUCACUUUUGCCUGCAAGGUUGUUUUUUCGGGAAUGUUUUCCGUUUCUUGUUCGCUGGUAA
Molecule: messenger RNA, 410 nt
Organism: Pocillopora meandrina
Lineage: Eukaryota; Metazoa; Cnidaria; Anthozoa; Scleractinia; Pocilloporidae
Source: the annotation of a GenBank genome assembly